Molecule: messenger RNA, 3611 nt
Organism: Malus domestica (apple)
Lineage: Eukaryota; Viridiplantae; Streptophyta; Magnoliopsida; Rosales; Rosaceae
Source: RefSeq, a predicted model, not a curated record
CUCCUGCAGUCUCUUCCUCUCUCUCUCUCUCUCUCUCUCUCUCUCUUCCUCUCUCUCCAUGGAAUUAGGGUCCGGGAAGAGGCAGAGUCGAGGCACACUGGCGGAGCUAGGACGGGGCAAAUCCGUGGAAUCAGUGUCCACCCUACGUGAUCUUUCCCCACAUCUUGGGUGUCUCUUCUUUUCUCCUCAAAUUCAACCUCAAUAAUCUCCGGCUCUGACUUUGACGAAGAAGGGCCUCCUCUACCGUCUCUUGAAAAGAAGUCUGAUCUUGGCUGCCACACGGUGUUUCCACUGCCUAAGACCCGCCCUUCUCACUUCUCACUUCAUUCAAAAGUUCAAUUCCCAAAUUUGGUGUCAUGGCACCUGACUUGAGCCGAGCAUUUAUCAAAGUAUUGAGACUCACAAGGACCGGUUCGCACCCUCUCACGCAUUACAUCGAGCAGUUCCUGGACCUUACUAAACCAACCAUUUCGAGCAUGAACACCCAUCAUGGCAUUGUACACUUGGACGGUAUUCCCAAUUCCAGGUUCAGCCCUUUGAAAUAUCUCCACAGCCAAUUCUUCUUGGUUCAGCCCUUUGAAAUAUCUUUUUUUUUUUUUUUCUUUGUUUUGAUUAUUUGUGCUGUUUAAUUGUUGCCGGUUAGGUAUUUGAGAAUUUGAAUGCAAAACAGAAUCUUUGUUCUUAUAUGUUGUUUCAAUGAUUAAGGAUGAUUUGUGCUGUUUAAUUUUGCCGGUUAGGGAUUUGAGAAUUUGAAUUCAAGACAGAAUCUUUGUUCUCAUGUGGUGUUCCAAUGAUUAAGGAUGAUUUGUGCUGUUUAAUUUUUCCGGUUUGGGAUUUGAGAAUUUAAAUUCAAGACAGAAUCUUUGUUCUUAUGUGUUGUUCCAAUGAUUAAGGACGAUUUGUGCUGUUUAAUUGUUGCCGGUUAGGGAUUUGAGAAUUUGAAUUCAAGACAAAUUUUUUGUUCUUAUGUGUUGUUCCAAUGAUUAAGGACGAUUUGUGCUGUUUAAUUGUAGCCGGUUAGGGAUUUGAGAAUUUGAAUUCAAGACAGAAUCUUUGUUAUUAUGUGUUGUUCCAAUGAUUAAGGAUGAUUUGUGCUGUUUAAUUGUUGCCGGUUAGGGAUUUGAGAAUUUGAAUUCAAGACAAAUUUUUUAUUCUUAUGUGUUGUUCCAAUGAUUAAGGAUGAUUUGUAGUGACAUCAUGUUCCUAGUAAUAUUAUAGUCACAAGGAAUACUCAGAUUCUAAGGAUGGUGUUGUGCUGUUCUGACUGAAUAAUGCAUGUCCAAAUUGGAAAAAGUAUAUUUAUGCUUCUUUUUCUUUGUUAAACUAGAUUUAUACAGGCGACUCCACUUAGUGGAAUAAGGUUUUUUUGGUAAAAAGUGGGAUACGGCUUUGUCGUUGUAUGUUGUAUGUUUUUUUCUUGUUCUAUUUGACUUGUGCUGGAAAUAUGAGGAUCCGUGAUCAGCUGACAUUAUACAACACUAGUCAGGGAAUAAGGAGAGAGAGCAUAUCCAUUACACAGUAAAGCAUGUUUAGUGCCAAAUACCCUGGUUGCAGCUUAAAUUUUGUUUUUGGGAUAGGAUAAUAUAACUGGUGUUUUGUGCUUCCAGUUUAGCUUCAAUGGUAAAUCAAAUGGUGUCCUUAACGCAAUUAAAUUUUCUUCUACAAAAUGUGAUUGUCGUGGAUUUCUCUGUGAUCGGGGAAGUUAUGUCAAUGGUCGGACAAUAAUCACAUGUUGUCGAGACACAAAAUUUCUGAUGUCAUGUUUAUAGGAUGUCUUAGAUGCCAAAGAACCAAACACUCCGAUGAAAGAGGUACCAAUAGAAGGAACACCUGUUGAGGUUUGCAUUGAUAAAGAAGGAUUUCAAGGUGGUUGGUUUACUGCAAAUAUUGUCAAAGUAUUGGAAAUGAAUGAGAUUCUCAUUUGAUACAAGACGAUAAGAACAGAUGAUAAUAAGAAGUUCUUGAUGGAAGUGGUCGAUGCAAAGCAAAUAAGGCCUUAUCCUCCAAACCUAGUUUUGGCUGAAAGUUUCAGUGUAACACAAGAGGUUGAUGUUUUCUAUAAUGGUUGCUGGUGGGAAGGUGUGAUCCGCAACGUCCUUCACGGGCAAAGGUACAAAGUUUACAUCAAAGGUACAAAUGAUGAACUGCUGUUUCAGCACUCUGAUUUGAGGCCACGCCAAGAUUGGAUAGAUGGAACAUGGUUCAUUGCUUCUCAGGUCAUCAAAUAAUUGGCAAGACAAUCGAAGGCACAAUAUGGGAAGGAGGAUCAUAAUAUAUACUUACAAAAUGAAUUGUAUUAUAUUGUCAUAAGCCUCGUCCCUCUUCUUUCAUCUUAAGCGUGACUGCUUGAGGAAAGUACAAUAUACAUGUCAGUGUUUUCUUUCAACCUUUCACUUGCAGCUAAACUAAAAUGUGCAAGUGAUAAGAAGUAUGUGUAGUAGUAACUAAACUAAAAAAUUAAAUUAAAUAUAUUUGACUCCUGCUUGAGGAAACAACUCCCUCUUGAGUUGUUUACUGAGAUGCAGGAACAGGGGUUGUAUCCUGAUCCAAAUAUCUUUGUCACUGUUAUUAGCCGAUUAGGGGAGCAUGGGAAGUGGGAUAUGAUCCAGAAGACUAUUGAGAAUAUGAAGUGCAGAGGGCAUAUGAAAAGUGGGAUAAUUUAUGCUGUUUCGGUUGAUAUUUAUGGGCAGUAUGGAAAAUUUCAGGAUGCUCUAGAGUGCAUAUCUGCCCUAAAGGCGGAAGGUCUUAUUCCUUCAGCCAGCAUGUUUUGUGUCUUAGCAAAUGCCUACGCUCAGCAGGGAUUAUGUCAUCAGACAGUUAAGGUGCUUCAGCUCAUGGAAGCUGAGGGAAUCGAACCAAACGUCAUAAUGCUGAAUGUGCUGAUCAAUGCAUUCAAUGUUGCUGGUAGAUAUUUAGAGGCGUUAUCCAUUUAUCACCAUAUAAAAGAAAGUGGUUUUAGCCCUGAUGUGGUUACUUAUACUACCCUUAUGAAGGCGUUUAUUAGGGCAAGGAAGUUUGAUAAGGUCCCGGAGAUAUACAAGGAAAUAGAACGGGCCAGAUGCACUCCGGAUAGAAGGGCUAGACAGAUGUUACAAGUUGCUUUAAUGGUCCUUCAACAGAGAUAUUGCCUUAUGUGAUGCCGGUCGCAUAAACCUUCAAACCAGAUGGGGUGUUGAUUUUUACCACAUUAUAGUGCACAACUGAUAAUCUCAAGGGGUCGUACGGGAAGCAAGAGUACUCAGAGAUAAUGAAACCUGCUUCUGGUUUAGCAGUUGGAACAUGGACAACACCGUGACUUGCAACACGAAAGCACUCACUUCGGACCUGAGAGGACGAGUCACUUUCAUGAGCCUGGUUCCUAUGAAGAGCAUUGAUUUGGAAGAAUUGGCUUCAAAGUGCUGCAGCUCAAACAGUCCUUCCUCCCAUACAUGAUACAUUGAAUGAUUGGGAAAAUUGGCGUUUCAAAGUGCCACUUUUCAGUCCUCCUGCCAUUUCAGCAAAGAUAUAUAUUUUAGAGUCGACUCGUAUAAUCUCCACCAUACCCAUGUAAUUAUAGAAAAUACUUGUUUAAACUCAUCUUUUUUAAUUAUAAUACUUAUUUUACCUUAAAA